Molecule: messenger RNA, 1298 nt
Organism: Arachis stenosperma
Lineage: Eukaryota; Viridiplantae; Streptophyta; Magnoliopsida; Fabales; Fabaceae
Product: receptor-like protein 9DC3
Molecular function (GO): protein binding
Source: RefSeq, a predicted model, not a curated record
ACCAACUUGCUCGAAUUGAUGUUGUUUCAGAUUCUCAACUUGUCGCACAAUAAGUUCAGAGGCACCAUUCCACGAUGCCUUGCCAAUUCAUCAAGCCUCGAGGUUUUGGAUUUGCAAAUGAAUAAACUUCAUGGUACUCUGCCGAGUACAUUUCCAAGGUAUCUCAUUUCAUUGAAUCUCAAUGGGAACCAAUUGGAAGGCCAUUUGCCUAGAUCUUUGUCCAACUGUGAAUAUUUGAUGGAUUUGAAUCUUGGCAACAAUCAAAUAGAGGAUACAUUUCCAAAUUGGCUUCAAAGUUUAGAGAAUUUGAGGAUAUUAGUUUUACAAUCCAAUAAGUUGUAUGGACCCAUUGUCAGCUUGAAAACCAAAGAUGCCUUUUCUCAUCUACUUGUUUUUGAUAUCUCAUCCAAUAAUUUUAGUGGCCAAUUACCAAAAGCCUACAUAAAAAGUUUCCAAGCCAUGAAGGGUGUUCUUGGAGCAGAAGUUCAAAUCAGUUUUGAUUAUUUCCAAACUUUUAGUUAUGGCGGUAUUUCUUCGAUAAACAUUCAAAAAGACUACGAGGAUUCGUUGUCUGGAACAAUUAAAGGGGUUAGAUUAGAUUUUGAGAAAAUUCCAACCAUUCUUGCCAUCAUUGAUUUCUCAGGAAACAAAUUUGAAGGAGAGAUUCCAGAUGUUAUUGGAGAGCUUCAUAAACUCAAAGGCCUCAACCUUUCACAUAACAGACUUGUUGGUCAUAUUCCCCACUCUUUGGGAAAUUUGACAAACCUUGAAUCAUUGGAUCUCUCCUCAAAUAUGCUUACUGGUAAUAUUCCUACUGAAUUGACAAAUCUGAACUUUCUUGAAGUCUUGAAUCUUUCCCAAAAUCAAUUGGUGGGACCAAUACCCAGAGGAAAACAUGAUACAUUUUCAAACGAUUCCUAUGUGGGAAACAUGGGGCUAUGUGGAUGGCCAUUGUCAAUUCAAUGCCAUGACAAUGUCCCUUUGCAACAAGAUCCACCUUCUGAGGGUGAAGACAAAUUUGGGUUUGGUUGGAAACCAGUGGCAAUAGGAUAUGCAUGUGGAAUGGUGCUUGGAAUUGGCUUGGGAUGUUGUGUUUUCUCAAUUGGAAAGCCUCAAUGGCUUGUGAUCAUGUUUGGAGGCAAAAGAAUCAAAAGAAGGAGGCGUGGAAAUCGGCGUGCAAGAACAACUUAAUGGCCACAACUUCUUCUUCUUGGGGCCACUCUCAAGUUCAUUGUUGCAUGGGAAAUUUGUUUCAGAUGUUGGUUAUUGCUGUUGUGUCUUUUUAUAUUUUUUCUUGU